CCCGCUCGCCCGCCCCAUCGACCACUCACAGCCAGCCCUCCCUGGCACAGGCCAUCUCGCUGUUCCUCUCUUGGCCCCCCCCUUUCAACGUCAUGUCUGACCACCACCCGCACCACCCCGAGAGCACCCCCAUGGACGGCUCCUCCGGCACAGUCUCGGCCCUGCCAGGCGGCGCACUCGAUGGACCCACUCUCGCCAAUCUCCCGGAUUCGCAGCAGCAGGUCAACAGCAUGGUGGCGGCGUUCUGGGAGGAGCAAGUGAAGAUCAUGAACGAAGGCAAGCAUGACUUCAAGUUCCACCAGUUGCCGCUGGCUCGCAUCAAGAAAGUCAUGAAGUCUGACGAGAACCUCAAGAACAUGAUGAUCAGCGCCGAGGCGCCACUUAUUUUCUCAAAGGCGUGCGAGAUUUUCAUUCUGGAGCUCACGAUGCGCACCUGGAUCCAUGCCGAGGAGAACAAGCGCCGCACGGUUCAGAAGAGCGACGUCGCUUCCGCCGUUAGCAAGGCCGAUGUUUAUGACUUCCUGAUCGAUAUUGUUCCUCGCGAGGAAGCCACCAAGCCCUCGACCUCCAAAGAACCUGGAAUGAGCCAAUUUGCCAACUACUAUCCCCCCAACGCGCCCGCUUAUGGUGUGCCGAUGGGUGCGGCGGAGCAGCAACACAUGCUCCUCUCCGGGUUUCCGGGCAACCCUCAGUUCCCUCGCCAAAUGUACAGCAAUGACGACCACGGACCAGGCGGUGUCGGAGUCGGCAGUUCGCACGAUAAUGCACAGCAGUUCUAUCUGCAGCAGUACCAGCAGCUGCCUGGUGCAGACCAUACCAAGGCGCACCAUCACCCGGCACAGUACGGCCGAGGUCUCCACCCCUCACAACACAUGGCUCCGCAACAUCACCCUGGUGGCUACCCCACUGGCGAUGGCAACCCGCCCGACUCCAAAGUCUAGAUUGCAGCCCAACAGGUCCAACCGAUCGGAGAAACCCUCUGCCCAGCCAGUGGACGGCCAUUUUGGAUGGGGGCGCUUCGCAUUGCUGUCCACUUUCCCGGUGUAUUUCUCAGGCGUGAUAUAUUCUUUCGAUUCCCUCCCGCGUAUCAGUAGCAUCUCCAGGAAGGAGACGAAGGGAGGGAGCGUGGGCCAUCUGGAUUGCGUGCGGCAUGGACGUGGUUCUUUGGCAGCUCGUAUCGAUGGAGCCUCGUUUGGGCCGCCUCUGCGGCUGUUGCUGCCAUCAUUGGCUGAUGGCGGGCUGCUGAGCAACACGGCCCUGAAUACAGAGUCCAUAUCCACGCUG
Molecule: messenger RNA, 1284 nt
Organism: Polychytrium aggregatum
Lineage: Eukaryota; Fungi; Chytridiomycota; Chytridiomycetes; Polychytriales
Product: histone-fold-containing protein
Exons: 7
Coding region: 93-941 (282 amino acids)
Biological process (GO): regulation of DNA-templated transcription
Cellular component (GO): CCAAT-binding factor complex; nucleus
Molecular function (GO): DNA-binding transcription activator activity, RNA polymerase II-specific; protein heterodimerization activity; DNA binding
Source: RefSeq, a predicted model, not a curated record